UUUGUUCUGCUCUUCCUCUUCUUGGGAGUAGUAAUAUGUGGGGAUAGAGCUGAUGAAGGGUUACUUUCUGAAGGGCUCAGGUCACAGACAGCAUUUGCUCUCCCUGCCUCAGCUCUGAGAUGGGCUGGGAAGCAGGUAUGACAGACACAGAUCCAGGGACUGCUGUGGGAGGGAAGCAGAAGAGGAGGGGCAUAAAGGAACCGAGAUGCAGCCUCUUUGCCUCUGCUCCAAGCUCUCAGGGCAGCCUCAUCCUCAGUCCUUCAGGCACGGGCUUCUCUGCCACAUGAGCUUCUCCAGCACCAGCUGCUAAACCUGCAGUUACCUCUUGGAUGACACAAAUUCCUCUACCCCCUUUUUUGCCAGCUUCUGGAAGAAUUUGCACUGGAGACAAAGCACGCAAGAAUCAUCUGAAGAAAAAUGCUCCCCAAAGACAAAACACAGAGCACUGCAAAACCCAAGCAUUCAGCCUCUCGCCACCACUAACAAACAGACCUGCCUGGUAGCAGCCAGGGCUACAGUGACUGCUCACUGCCUUCUAAGCAGCCUAGCUACAUGGAGGAGCAAGAAGACAUCUUUGUACUUUCCCUCGGAACCAGCACCAGCAAAUGCAGCCUUGACACUAACCAAACAGGGACUCCAACAUGCUGGUCAGGAGCAACCAGAGGUGGCCCAGAAGUGGUGAUUGUACCAGUGCUUUUUGGAUUGAUUUUCCUCCUGGGAAUAGUGGGAAACACAUUGGUGUUGGUUGUUUUGGAACAUUUCUGGCCUAGAAGACGCCCAUUGUGCAGCGUUACCAACAUCUUCAUCCUGAACUUGAGCAUUGCAGACUUCUCCUUUCUGCUGUUCUGUGUCCCCUUCCAGGCCACCAUCUACUCCCUGCCAGAGUGGAUCUUCGGUGCCUUCUUUUGCAAAUGGGUUCACUACUUGGCUAUGGCAACAAUGCUGGUCAGCAUCUUUACGCUGGUGGAUAUGUCCAUGGACAGGUACAUUGCUGUGGUCCACGCCAAGAGUUCACACUGCAUCCGCAGCAAACACAACGCUGCCCUUGGUGUGGCUGUCAUUUGGCUGCUGUCUCUAAUCAUUGCCAUCCCUGUGGCCGAGCACCAGGCCCUCGUGAGUGGUCAUCAGCAAGCACCCAACAGCUCCUUCUGCUGGGAGCAUUGGGCAAAUGGUUCAACAGCCAAGCAGAUGUACAAGGUCACCAUCCUGUUGGUGGGGUACCUCCUGCCCCUGGUGCUCAUCACCUUCUGCCAUGCCAAGGUUCUGUAUCAUCUCCAUACAAAAGUAAACAUUUCCAAGAAGUCAGAGAGAUCAAAGAGGAAGACAGCACAGACCGUGCUGCUUGUGGUUGCUGUGCUCCUGCUCUCCUGGCUGCCCUGGGCUGAGUUUGGGCAGUUUCCUCUGAACAACAUCUCCUUUACCUUCCGCAUCAUCUCUCACUGCCUAGCCUAUGGGAACUCCUGCAUCAACCCCAUCAUUUACGCUUUCCUCUCGGAAAAUUUCCGCAAGGCCUGCCAGCAAGUGCUCACCCACAAGCUCUUCCUGCAGCCAGUUCCUGCUGAGAAAUUGGUCAGAGUACGUAUGGAGAACUUUUCCACCAUGCACUCUACCACUAACAUGUAAAUCAGGCUCACAAAUACAUUUCAGGAGGAAGAGGAGGGGAAAGAGUGCUGUCUGGGGAAAACAAGUACACAAGUACAUUUCAGGGAGCAGUGCAACCUGCAAAAAUAUGGAUUUUGUUAGAUUACCAGAGUGGUAGGAGGCAUUUUCCAUGUGGCUGUUAGGACACUUGACACAG
Pezoporus flaviventris is the source of this 1798-nucleotide messenger RNA. RefSeq names its product galanin receptor type 1-like. NCBI's taxonomy places the organism in Eukaryota, Metazoa, Chordata, Aves, Psittaciformes, Psittacidae. Gene Ontology annotation, biological process: neuropeptide signaling pathway. Gene Ontology annotation, cellular component: membrane. Gene Ontology annotation, molecular function: G protein-coupled peptide receptor activity. The record is from RefSeq and is a predicted model, not a curated record.